GCCCGUGCGCGCGCUCGGGGCUGCGCAGAACCGGCCUCGGCGCGAUCUCAGAGCUCAGCUCCCGGCUGCGGUGACCGUGGGAGGCAGGAGGGGGCCCAGCGGAGCGGCUGCCGAGCCUGAGAGGAUCUGGGGGCGGCGGUGCUUCCUGUCUGAGUGGCUCCAGCCCAGCGGCAGGGGCGGCGGCGGCGCCCGCGGCCCCUGAGCGAAUUGAGGAGGCCGCGAGGCGACGGCGCGGCGCGGCCCCCUCCAGCGGCCGCGCCCGGAGUAAGGCAAAAGAGAAUGAAAGAAGUAGAUAAUCUUGAAAGUAUAAAAGAAGAAUGGGUUUGUGAAACAGGAUCUGACCACCAACCUCUUAGUGAUAAUCAACAAACCAAUUGUGAAUAUUUCGUUGAUAGCCUUUUUGAGGAAGCACAGAAGGUUGGUGCCAAAUCCUUGUCUCCCACUGAACAGAAGAAACAGGUAGAUGUAAGUAUAAAAUUAUGGAAAAAUGGAUUCACAGUCAAUGAUGAUUUUAGAAGUUAUUCUGAUGGUGCAAGUCAGCAGUUUCUGAACUCCAUCAAAAAAGGGGAAUUACCUUUAGAAUUACAAGGAGUUUUUGAUAAAGAGGAGGUGGAUGUUAGAGUUGAAGAUAAGAAAAAUGAAGUAUGUAUGUCAACGAAGCCUGUGUUCCAGCCCUUCUCAGGACAGGGUCACAGACUGGGAAGUGCCACACCAAAAAUUGUUUCUAAAGCAAAGAGUAUUGAAGUUGAGAAUAAAAAUAAGUUGUCUACUGUCCCGCUAAACAAUCUGGAACCCAUCACUAAUGUACAGAUCUGGUUAGCCAAUGGGAAAAGGAUUGUCCAGAAAUUUAACAUUUCUCAUAGGAUAAGCCACAUCAAAGACUUCAUCGAAAAAUACCAAGGACCUCAAAGAAGUCCUCCCUUUUCCUUGGCAACAGCUCUUCCUUUCCUCAAAUUGCUAGAUGAAACACUCACACUGGAAGAAGCAGAUUUACAGAAUGCUGUAAUCAUUCAGAGACUCAAAAAAACCGCUGAACCUUUUAAAGAACUUUCAUAACAUUGAUUUUUGAUAUAUUAAGUGGAAAGUUUCCAGAGAAAUGAUGGUUCCAGGGAAAGUGGGCAUGCAAACCAAAACAAGGGAAAGUCAGAUUUGCUGAGCUUUAUACUGUUUAGCUCCUUCCUGAUGAGACGAUUUCUAAACAAGUAGAAGUUAGGAAAGUAAACUAUGACUGGACACGUAUUCUGUGAACUUUUUCCAGAAGGCUACUCAGAAAGAAAAAUAUACUUAUUUUCAAAUAUUAGUUAUUCAGCAUAAGAUAUAUUAAAUAACUAUGUCAUUUAAAAUCUUAAUAUGCCAUUAGUUAGCAGAUACAUUUACAGCAUCUUUCAUUCAAACAUUCGCAAAUAAUAGUGAUUUAUUUAAAUGUUAGCAGUUUCAGAUUUUUAAAAUAGCAAUACAUUAAAAAUGAAAAAUUGUACAUGGCAGGUUUGAAUUCAGUGUAGUUUUUAAAUCUGAGAUAAUCAGAAGGUUGGAAGGGGAGUUACUGUCAUGGCUCAGCAGAAACAAAUCUGACUAGUAGCCAUGAGGACACAAGUUCGAUCCCUGGCGUCACUCAGUGGGUUAAGGAUCUGGUGUUGCUGUGAGCUGUGGUGUAGGUUGCAGACAUCACUCCGAUCUGCCAUUGCUAUGGCUGUGGCAUAGGCCAGUGGCUACAGCUCCAAUUUGACCGCUAGCCUGGGAACCUCCAUAUGCUGUGGGUGUGGCCCUAAAAAGUUUAAAAAAAAAAAAAAAAGGCGGCUUGAAGGAACUGCUUUCACCCCAGCUAUGUGUAAACCUCAGAAAUGUUCCCAAUUUGCAUUCUCUUUUGGCGAGGUACACUCAAAUAUUAAUACAGCAACAGUAUAAGAAUAAAGUUGUAUAGCUUAUUGUAAUGUCAGUAAUCUGCCUUCUCACAUUUUGCAUUUUCAAAACAUGUACAUUUAAAAAUUCUUUUUCUCUAGGAUCAUCAGUUUAUCCCCUAUUUUAUUUGCUUUGAAAAAUUAGGGGAGUUCUCUUGUGGAACGCAGUGGGUUAAGGAUCUGACAUCACUGCACUGGCCUGGGUUGGUGCUGUGGUAUGGGUUUGAUCUCUGGCCUGGGAACUUCCACAUGCUAUGAACACAACCAAAAAAAUAAAAAAUAAGGGAUUUGUUCUUAGCUAGCAUUUGGAGUGAGCCAUUUAACAUUUUUUAAAUGUAUCAUGUAAAGUAUGAUUUUCUAUUCCAUUCAUUAGUCAGCAUGUGUAUAUCAUAAGGAUUAUUUAUUAUAUUCUUAGGUCACAAAGGAAAAUGUGCUUCAUAUCUUACAUUUUUAACUAAAACUGAUUAGACUUCAGUAUUUCACUGUCGGAUUAAAUCCCAAGUUUAAGAAGCUUUUUUGCAAACGACCUGUUGAUUCAUAUUUAAAGUGAAAUAUGCAUUGAGUGUGCCACAGCGCUAAGUGCCAUUCCUUUCAGCAGUAAUGUUCAUAGGGUACUGGGUGUCUGCCAGAAAGAGCAGUUCUCAAACUUUUUGGUCUUAAGACCUUUGUAUGUGUGGCUUAUACAUAUUAAUGUUAUAUUUAAAAUUAUAUUUAUUCAUUGAAAGUAAUAAACAUGUGUUAUUAUAAAGGA
Messenger RNA from Phacochoerus africanus (Common warthog), 2649 nucleotides. It is a transcript of the gene UBXN2A, whose product is annotated as UBX domain protein 2A. The record is from RefSeq and is a predicted model, not a curated record. The transcript has 7 exons. Lineage: Eukaryota; Metazoa; Chordata; Mammalia; Artiodactyla; Suidae. Gene Ontology annotation, cellular component: cytosol; nucleus. Gene Ontology annotation, biological process: membrane fusion; proteasome-mediated ubiquitin-dependent protein catabolic process; nuclear membrane reassembly. Bases 280 to 1056 code for a protein of 258 amino acids. Gene Ontology annotation, molecular function: ubiquitin binding.